Molecule: messenger RNA, 408 nt
Organism: Auanema sp. JU1783
Lineage: Eukaryota; Metazoa; Nematoda; Chromadorea; Rhabditida; Rhabditidae
Source: the annotation of a GenBank genome assembly
AUGACUUCUGUUGGUGUUCCCAUCAAGAUUCUCCAUGAGGCCGAAGGCCAUAUUGUUACUUUAGAAACCGUGACAGGUGAAAUUUACAGAGGAAAGCUUAAUGAAGCUGAAGAUAAUAUGAACUGUCAAAUGACUGAAGUUGUCGUUACUUUCCGUGAUGGACGAACCCAUCAGUUGGAGAAUGUAUUUAUUAGAGGAAAUAAAAUUAAGUUUAUGAUUCUUCCGGAUAUGCUUAAAAAUGCACCAAUGUUUAAGAAUAUUGGAAGAGCUCAAAAGGGAGCCAUUGGUAUGGGUCUCGGAGGAGAUACCAGAGGACGUCCAACAAGAGGAUCAACAUUCAAAAGAGGAAUGCCAAUGCGGGGAGGUCCAAGAGGAAUGGUCCGACCUGGCGGUACUUUCAGAGGUUAA